UCGCCAUACCUUUAUAUGGACAUCAUGCUAUUGGGCUUAUAUACUUGUUUAUCUUAUUUCUAGUACACCACUAUUUCUAGUUUUUUGAUGUAUCUAGCUUAACGGAAUGGAUGUAACGGUUACUCCCUUGCCCAUUUAACGCUCUACAGAUCUAGGUCUGAAGUUUGAAUUCUAAAAAAGCAAAAUAUCAAGGACAUUGAUUGUCCAAAAUGUCACCACGCAUUGAUGAUGUGAUGAAGCUGUGCUGUGAACUGUCUGCAAAUCAACAAAUAAAGACUACAGUGAAGCAUUCUGGGAAGGGGGCAUUAACGGCCGGAGGACUUGCUUUUGCAGGAGGAUUAGUAGGGGGACCGUUGGGUAUUGCUGUAGGUGGGGCUGUUGGAGGACUUCUGGGAUGCUGGAUGACAAGUGGUCAGUUUAAACCACUGCCUCAGGUUAUCAUGGAAAUGACAACAGAACAACAGCAACACCUCUAUGAGGAGAUCAUGGUCAUCUUGGGUUCAAUAAAUUGGACUGAUGCAGUUCAAAUAACUGCCAUAGUAAUGGGGGAUGCAUCACUACAGAAGCAGGUGACUGCUGCUUUACUGAACUAUGUUCAUAGAGAGCUUCAAGCUGAGGUACAUUAUGUGGAUUGACAUCAGAAUUUAAAAAAAACGUAUCGAGACUAUUUUACAGAGAUGUAUAAGAAUUGUUAUUCAGAACUGUUUAAGGUCAAAUAAGCCUAGGGAAAAUGCUGCAUUUCUAGUCUGGACCGAUAAAGGAAUGGAUCACAGGAACAGAGAAUUGAUCUGUUUCUAUUUAAAAUGCUCUGUACUAGCCAUUCUGAGAAUAUGAGGAAUGCCUGUGGAUUAUAAUACUGAUUGUGAGGAUAAAUAAAAUGAAUUACUGGAUAUUUGAAAGAUAAAUGUAUUUUGUUAGGUGUUUUUAAAGCCUCUAAACUGAUCUCAACAUGAGUUCACCUGUGACAUUAUGUGGAUUAAACAGUUUUACUGUGAAAUUAACCAAAGUGAUAUCAG
Electrophorus electricus (electric eel) is the source of this 1016-nucleotide messenger RNA. RefSeq names its product protein C19orf12 homolog. The record is from RefSeq and is a predicted model, not a curated record. Lineage: Eukaryota; Metazoa; Chordata; Actinopteri; Gymnotiformes; Gymnotidae.